Staurois parvus is the source of this 476-nucleotide messenger RNA. The record is from the annotation of a GenBank genome assembly. Lineage: Eukaryota; Metazoa; Chordata; Amphibia; Anura; Ranidae.
ACACACUAGGCCAGACCUUGAAAUUUCCACUCACCUGCUCGCUAAUGGUGAGUGGAAAUUAUGGUGGGGGCGAGUGUGUCCCCCAGGGCUGUCUUGCUGAGCAGGCUCAGAGCUCAGGCCGGAUCUGUCAUUGGCACUGGGAGCCGUCAGACUGCUCAAUAGCCGAGCGCAGUGAAAGCAAAGCAAGGAGUGUGUGCUGUGCUCUCUGCCUCCCCCUAGAGUGCAGCACCCGCUCUGUGAGUGAACAGCGAAGUACUGCAACUUUUUAUGUGCGUGUCUGUGUACGUACAUGUGUCUGUGCGUGUGUAUUUCUGUGUAUGUACAUGUAUCUGUGUGCAUGCGUGUCUGUACAUGCCUGUGUGUGUAUACGUGUGUGUGUGUGUACAUGUGUCUGUGCGUGUGUACGUACGUACGUACGUGUGUGUGUGUGUGUGUGUGUGUGUGUAUACAGGUGUCAGUUUGUGUGUUUGUUGGUG